AUGGCACUACAAGAGGUGACCAACGCCUUCAUCAAGCGGCUACGUCUAUCAGAACGACCAAUUGGGACAGCAUGUCGGCGACAAUGCAUUCAACAUCGAUGCUUUGCCGAUGCAGCACCGAAAGUGGAGGAGACCCAACCUGAAGUCAAGGAUCUCGAGCACCUUUCAUUCAUCGAGUCGCCACGCCCAGAUGAGGCGACGAUCGCGAGCUUCGAUCCUGUAGCGAAUGCCAAAAAGCGAGGAACACAAUUGCCUGCGAGCAGAUAUUCCUACCGUCCGCCGAGAUACUAUCGAGGUCCAUUGCAUCCGCACCAACCGCCACCCGUUACCGAUCCAGCAUCUCGUGUCUUCGUGCCAGGACCUUUCUCCCUUCCGCGUCUAGAGCAAACAUACGAAUCUACUAUUGCUCCGGAUUACAUGACCCUCGCAUACGCCCACUAUCCACCCGGCACGGAGCCUCACAAAAAGGGCGCUCGGCUACGAUCAUGGACCGGCGACUCGCCUUAUUUCAAAAAUAGACCACUUCGAGGACCUCGUGGUGGUGAUGCAUUGCGUUUGUUGAGAAAGCGGGUGACAUUCCGCAAUAUCCCUCGGCUAUCGCGAGUGACGGUACACACCUACGUCAAGGGCGCUAUGGAAAACAGCUCGCAUCUGCACGCUGCUGGUAUCGUGCUGCAAUCCAUCACCAACAUCCGCGCCACGCCUCAUCGCACCACCAAGACCAACGCCAUGUUCGGAGUCAAGGCCGGCAAGAACUUGAGUGUCACCUGCGAGUUGCGGGGCGAGGACAUGUACCAUUUCCUGAGCAAGGUAGUGGACGUGGUGCUGCCGAAGAUCAAGGAUUGGAAGGGAGUGGCAGGCACCACGGGUGACGGCUCUGGCAAUUUGGCCUUCGGUCUCACUCCCGAGGAGGUUGCACUCUUCCCGGAGAUUGAAAUCAAUUACGACAUGUAUCCUCCAAAGCACAUACCGGGUCUGCAUAUCGUGAUCCACACGACUGCAACACAGGACCGUGACGCACGGUUAUUGCUCAUGGGAAUCGGUCUUCCGUUCUACGGCAAGCUGAUAAACUAG
Molecule: messenger RNA, 1074 nt
Organism: Dissoconium aciculare CBS 342.82
Lineage: Eukaryota; Fungi; Ascomycota; Dothideomycetes; Mycosphaerellales; Dissoconiaceae
Product: ribosomal protein L5
Exons: 3
Coding region: 1-1074 (357 amino acids)
Biological process (GO): translation
Cellular component (GO): cytosolic large ribosomal subunit; ribosome
Molecular function (GO): RNA binding; structural constituent of ribosome
Source: RefSeq, a predicted model, not a curated record